Messenger RNA from Lutzomyia longipalpis, 4297 nucleotides. It is a transcript of the gene Cap-D2, whose product is annotated as condensin complex subunit 1. Gene Ontology annotation, cellular component: nucleus; condensed chromosome, centromeric region. Gene Ontology annotation, molecular function: histone binding. The record is from RefSeq and is a predicted model, not a curated record. NCBI's taxonomy places the organism in Eukaryota, Metazoa, Arthropoda, Insecta, Diptera, Psychodidae. Gene Ontology annotation, biological process: meiotic chromosome condensation; mitotic cell cycle; mitotic chromosome condensation. The transcript is spliced from 4 exons. The coding region runs from base 73 to 4167 and encodes 1364 amino acids.
CGUCAAAAACUGACGCCAAAGCGGUUUGUGUGAAUUUUUAUUUUGUUUAAAACAGGAUUUUUGUGUGUAAAAAUGCAAUUUGAGUUUAUAAUUCCUGGCAAAAAUGCCGAUCUGCUGGACAUUGAAGCCCCCCGAAAUGGAUACUUUGUGAAGAAAGUGCAUCAAGCGGCGGAAAUAAGUGAAUUGCUCAAAAGAGCAAAAGCGGCGUCACAAAUUAAAAUCUACUACAUAUUUGAUCAUUUUGACACCUUCUUCUCCGUGAUCGAGAGAGCAGAAACAAUUUCCCCAAGCAUUGCAAUAUAUGCCUUUGAUUUAUUGUACACAACAACAGACAAGCUUGGUCAGACACUGGCGUCAGUCCUGCAGCAGAGUUCCAUGGAGGUGGAUGAGAGGAAAUCCCUACUGAAUGCCACAAAGAUGAUUUUGUACCUUGUGACGGGUCUCGUGAAGGCCAUUGAUCAAGUUUUCCUCGCAUCCAGUGGGUCUGGGGAGAAGAAAAAGGGAGCACAGAAGAAUGACGUUCAUAUCCACCUAACAAAUUGGGAUGAGAAGCGGACAAAGAGUCUCGUACAGUUGUACAAUGUAAUGCAACUUCCCCUUGAAAAGCUGUGGGAGCGAUCAAUUGCCGAGGAAUCUUUCGUCACAAUGAUCUGCGAUGUUGGCUACAGAACGCUCGAAUUGGAUUUUGUGAGGCACGCAAAUGCUACAGAUGCUGUCUUCCAGAUUCUCGGUGUUGCAAUCAAGCGCUACAACCAUGCUCUACAAUUCCCAGUGCGCAUCAUCUCAAUACUGCGUGCCAGUGAAACAGCUGUGCACCCAAUUGCCGAUGGGACAUCCCUGCUUGAGGAGGAAUUUGGCAUUACAACACUGUGUGGUUUGCUCCUCAAGGAUCUCCUUGAAGUUGUGUCCAAUGAGAUAGACGACAGCAAAACAGUCAAACACUGCGCAAUGUUCCUCAUGAGGCUCUCUACCACUGCACUGGAUAUCAUUAGGCCACACAUAACGAUGCUAGCAGACAUUCUGCUGGAACUCGAUGCCUAUCAACUGCGAAAUACAAUUCUUCAAAUAAUGGGGGAUAUUUUGCGCAUUAAACUCUCCUCGGAGGAUCUCUCGAGUGAAAUGAAGGAGGAACGUGAGGAAUAUCUGGAGCAUAUCUUUGAUCAUGGACAAGAUAUUAAUUCCUAUGUACGGUCAAAAGUUCUCCAAACAUGGAUACAGAUUAAGGAAGAUAUGGCCAUUCCGCUUGCAUGGCAUAACAAAGUUCUUCGUUUAACCGUUCAACGGCUUGAGGAUAAGAGUGCUAUUGUGCGAAAGAAUGCAAUGAUCCUCAUUCGAUCAUUCCUCGAACGAAAUCCCUUCUCGGGGAAACUCUCAAUGGAGGAGCUGAGUAAGGAAGUGGAGAAGCAGCAGGAAAAACUUCAGGAAUUGCGAGAGAAAAUGCUAAAAAUUGAACAUGACUGGGAAGAAGUUGCAAACGAUGCUGGAUCCAUUGUUAAGGAUUAUCUUGCGCACUUGGAUACGAAUGGUGAUGCGGACAUACGACCCGCGGGAAGUCCUUCGAAACAAAUGGAAAAUCACACGGAACUCGUGAUUGAGUAUUUAGAGAAGAAGGACUACCUGAGUGCUCUCAAAUUAGUCUACGCCACAGAUAUUAAUGCUGAAUCCGUGAGUAGUAUGCAGAUGAGGGAGAAGUGCGUUUAUUACAUGACUCUUCUAAGUACGUACUACUUCAUUGCACAUGGGCACAAAGAGAUAAAGGAAGAAUUCGACAAGCAGGAGCACACCGUACAAUUCCACACUGAUUGCAUUGAUUUUAUGAAAAUAAUUCAGAGCGCAAUGCCCAAAAUACUUGAGUUGCUGUCAUCGAAGACAAAUGGAGAUGUGUGUGAGGCCAUAAACUUCUUCACACUCGGCUAUCAAUUUGAUGUGAAAGGCACACUAGAGGGUAUGCAAAAAAUGCUCUCAGUCAUUUGGUGCAAUGAGAAGGAGAAGAAGGAAGCUGUGAGUGCAGCCUACAAGAAGGUUCUCUUCACCACUGACCUCCAGGGAAGGCAACAUGCGGCAAAAGUUGUGAAGAAUUUGUGUAAUUUCAUUGGAGAAAUGUCCAUUGGGCGGUACAUUUCGAUGGAAUUCCUCGUAAAUCAGUGGGUGGAAAAUGAUGAUCUUGAUCAUCAAAUCAUUCAGAUUCUCUUCGAGCGAUGCACCAUGAAAUUGGAAGAUACGACUGAGAAGGAAGCCAGGGAGGCUCUUCAAUUGUUGGUUUUAAUAUCUCGAACAAAACCAUCAAUGGCGAUAGCAAAUAGGGGUGUUAUUGAGAGUAUUGCCUUCAGUGAGAGAGGCCUAAGUGAUACGGUGUUGUAUGGAACAUGCUUGGAUUUCCUCAUGAACAUCAAUGUGGGCGAUAGCAGUGGAAAACGCCUCAAAAAAGACAGUGAACUCGUACAAAAGAUCUGCGAAACAUUUCAGCUAUUCUUUUUCACGAAGAAUGUGAUUAAUUUCAAUGAAAUUGCCUCAAAAACCACCCAAUUUAUCUACACAAUGGUACAAUCCCCGGAUGCUGUGUGCGAAGAUGUUCUUUGUAGAAUUUUUGACGAAUGCAGAAAAUUAUUUGAGGCAUCCGAAGUGAAGAUGACGCAGGAGAGUACGCAAUUGACGAAGAAUCGCAAAAUUAUUCAAUUAACACUACCAAGUUGUAUUUUGAAUCGACUAAUCUACACUUUGGGCAUGUUUGGGUUGAGGGAGUUGAUCUUCUUGGACACAAGCGUGUACAAUAAUGUCAAGUAUCGGCAGGAAUUGAAGAAUAUGAAGAAGAAUGCGGUAAAUGGGCGUGCAAAUACGUCAAUAGCAUCACCAGCACUCGACACGUCGGCAAGUAAUGCAUUAAAGAGGAUAACGGAGACAGAUGAGGAGGCUCUUGUGGGGCCAACAUCCGAUGAUAAUACUGCCGAAGUUAUAAAUUUCAUCUGCGAAGAGGUACUCCUCUUUAAGCCACAGAGUAUUCUCAGGAAGUACACAACGUGCAUAGCUGAUAUCUGUUGCAAUCCCAGCCAAUUCAACGAUGAGGAACUCUUUCAGACAGCAGUAAUGUCCCUCAUACGCUUCAUGUGUGUCUCAUCGAGUUUCUGCGAAGGCAAUUUGGGUCUCCUCAUGAACAUUCUCAGUGGCGCAAGGAAUUCCUCUGUUAAAUGCAACAUCAUCAUUGGAGCUGCUGAUCUCACAUUCCGGUCCCCGAAUGUGACGGAACCGUGGACGGGACACUUCUACAACAGUCUACACGAUGAAAAUACCCGAGUACGAAUGACAACGGUGAAGAUGCUCUCAUACCUACUUAUGCACGAAAUGAUUCGGGUUAAGGGACAAAUAUCCGAAUUGGCACUACGUCUUGUGGAUGAAGAUGAAGAAAUUCGCACAAGUACGGAGGAAUUCUUCAAGGAAGUCUCCGUGAAAUCCACAAUUCUCUACAACGUUAUGCCCGACAUUAUAUCACGACUCGGUGAUCAAACGUUGAAUCUCGAAGAGGAGAGAUAUAGAACAAUAAUGAGAUUUAUCAUGAAUCAAAUUCGAAAGGAUAAACAAAUUGAGAGUCUUGUUGAGAAGCUCUGCUUGAGAUUUAGUGUUAUUUCAAUGGAACGCCAAUGGAGGGAUGUUGCAUUCUGCCUUUCUCUCCUAUCGUACAAUGAGAAGUCAAUAAAGAAAUUAAUUGACAAUAUAAACUACUUCAAGAAUAAGAUUCUCAAUGAUGACGUCUACGAGGCAUUCAAGACGAUUAUUUCGAAUACGAGUAAAUUGGCAAAGCAACCCCUCAAGGAUCUCGUGAAGGAGUUGGAGUACAAAGUGGAGGAGUUUCGCAAUGCAAAUCCAAAUGAUGAGGAAGAUGAAGGUCGUGACAAGUCACCGCAAAAGAAUAAAGUCGAUGCAAAGAAGAUCCGACGAAAAGUUCAAGCAAAGAAGCAGAAGAAGAGAGGUGGGAGAUUCGGACAGGCUGAUAGUGAGGAUGAUUUUGAGGAGAGUGACAAUGAGCGUGAAAAUGAGAUGCCAUCGCGACAACAGAACAACCGAUCGAGGAGGAUCACGACGAAGAAUAAGACGCGUGUCUUGGAAUCAAGUACCAGCUCAGACAGUGAGGAGGAAUCACGAAGUACACGGGCGAAGAAGAUUAGAAAAUAGUUCAAUAAAAAUUCUUAUUUUGUGUGAAAUUAGCAAAAGAAAUUCGUUUGUAAAUAGGUGUAAUUUCUCCUGUUCUGUGUACAAUCAAUUUAGCUCAAAAGAAACUUCAUUUUUCACGUACCACUAAAAA